This is a messenger RNA of Pelagomonas calceolata, 1505 nucleotides long. NCBI's taxonomy places the organism in Eukaryota, Pelagophyceae, Pelagomonadales, Pelagomonadaceae. The record is from the annotation of a GenBank genome assembly.
AUGAUCGCUCUCCUCGCGGCGACGGCGACCGCGCUGUCCUCGACCAGCCACCGCAUCUACCCGGGGCGUUUGGGCACCGCGUUCCGCAUAAAACAAUGCGUACCCCGAGAAGACGCGCUGGCCAUCGGCGAAAAAGCGCUCGCGCUGCCGCCGUCCGCCUGGGCGUCGGACCGCCACGUCCUCCUACGCGACCCUCGAUACUUCAGCGCACGACGUCGAACCCCAGUUCGAUUCGAUAGUCUGGUCGCGGGUCCGCGCGCGCCUGGCUCAUUGUUAUGAGGUUCCGGGCGGCACUGUGCCUCAUCGACGCCUUUGUCGUCCGAUACGACGCCGACGCCGGCGACGGCGCCGAGCUGGCGCCGCACCGCGACGCGGGCCCGCUCUCGUUCAACGUGCUGCUCUCGGACGGGUCGGAUUUCGACGGCGGCGCGACGACGUUCGUGGACGCCGAUUUCGACGGCGUCGACGAGGAUGCGGGCGACGCCGUGCUGCAUCCCGGCCAGACGCGCCACGGCGGCCGCCGGACGACGCGGGGCACGCGCAUUAUUGCCGUGGGAUUCGUGGAAAUCGACGGCUUUGAAGUUAACGUGGACGGGUACGACGGCGCCGCGUCGGAGCGCCACCAGCGCGACCUCGGGCGCGCGUCGAACCUCAGAAGGCUGCAGUCUCGGGCGCUGUGUACUACGUUCGCCAGGGUGUGCGCCGAGGGCGCGGUCGUGCGGAGGGAACGUGAGGCGGACGCCGCGUUCGCGUGCGAGAUGCUCCAGGCCACUCCGACGUCGCGCAUCACCGUCGCGGUAUCGACGCCGCCGUCGGACCGCGAAACAAAUGAAGCAUCUGCAGCUCUACGUGAAUAUGGCGUCGUGGUGCUCCGGUCGGUCGACGGGCUGCUUGCUGGUGUUCAAAAGGGCGAUGCCGUGGCCGCCGUCGAGGCGCUCGACGAUCGACUCGCCGGCCGUGGACAGGAUGCCGCCAUUGACGAGCCGACGCUUGCUCGACGGUCGGAGCUCCGCCACGACGUGCGACUGGACGACAGUACGGCGGAUCCGCGCUGGUCUGAGCUCGCUGACCGCGUCGCUGGGAUUGCUAGGCGUGUCAUAGCCGAGUCGAAUCCAGGCGAGUGGGACGUCGCGACGGCGGGCUGCGUCAUUUCGCGCCCCGGCGCGGGCCCUCAGUUGUAUCACGCCGACGGCAUGGACGAAUUCUACAACGCGUUCGUGCCGCUGGUUGACGUGCCCUCUCACCUAGGCCCUACAGAAUUUGCGCUGCGGUCGCACGCGGACGAGCACGCCGUCGCCUACGCGCCGACGCUGGAAGGCGAUGAUCGAUACGAGAAGUGCGCGCCGGAACUUAGAAGAGGGGACAUUGUACUCUUCUCUUAUUCGACGCUGCACCGCGGCUUGCCGAACACUGGCGACGCGUCGCGACCCGUCUUCUACGUUACGGUGGCGCCGCCGGGCGCCGUCGACGCGAUCAACUUCGCGGAGGCGCCAGGUGAUGCUUAA